GAAGAUCACCAUUGCUGUUUGUUCUCUGAAUCUCAUUAUUGCUAUAUUUGUCUUUAGAUCUCUCUACAUCUCUGCUGUCAAUCGACCUGCCCCAUUUCCAGCUGUUAAGUAUACUAAAGAUCAGAUUAGGAGAAUCGAGGAGGCGAGGCCGAGCCUGUGGAGUUGGCGAAUUUGGUGGAGAGGUUAAAGGAGGAGUUGACUAGGGAGAAGAGGAGAUGGGAGCUGUCAGAUUCUGUUAAGCAAGAGAUGGGCAGUGAGAUUUUGGGGAGGCUGAGAGGGCUAAAUGAGACGGAACAUCGAGGAGCAGUGGAGCAGUGGCGCAUCCAAAAACUUGAAGAGAUUAAAGGCAGUAAUACACUUGAAAAUUUGACAUCAGAUGCAAACAACCCUGUUCAACAAGCUGAAAUGCUAAGAAGAGCAUUAGAGUUUGAUUGGCUCAAGCUAUUGGAAGAAAUUGGAUUUUGGAUGCCAGCUAAUGUCAAUAACACAGAAAUUGAUGACAAACCUGAGAACACAAAGGAACUUGACAUGGAAGAGAUAAUUCCAGGUCGACCUAUGCCUCCCGAAUGUCAUGCUGAGCUUCAUACUGAUUAUGAUGGUGCUGCUGUUAGAUGGGGGCUCACCCACCAUAAAGAAAGUGCUGCUGAUUGUUGCCAAGCUUGCUUAGAUCAGGCAAAAAAUGCAAAGCCAGGGGAAAAGAAGUGCAACAUUUGGGUGUACUGCCCAUCGGAAUAUGGGUGCUAUUCACCAGAUAUUUAUGAGCACAAACAUCAGGAGUGCUGGCUGAAACAGGCAGAUAAGCCACGACUGAACUUCAAAGAAAAGUACUCUGAGUGGUACAGAAAUGCGCACCCUACAGCGCCUAUAAUUGUCCCCUGGAUGUCUGGUGUUAUCAGCGCAUGACCAAUUGGCCUCAACAAUUUUGAAAUAUAACGAUAUUGCCAAGUUUUCGUGUAACAUUUUAUAGCUAGCGACGAUUAUAAACUUUUGCUUCUUUUGAUGGGUGAGAAAAACUGAUACUUUUUGAUCCUGUACAAUUUAGAAAGAGUUAUAGAAGCCUUUUACGGUGACUACAUUUAUACUCCCUAUCAAAGGGAAGACUAUACUCUUAUGUAUAACGUGAUACGUAAUUGUUA
Messenger RNA from Asparagus officinalis (garden asparagus), 1136 nucleotides. RefSeq lists its product as uncharacterized. The transcript is spliced from 7 exons. The record is from RefSeq and is a predicted model, not a curated record. Lineage: Eukaryota; Viridiplantae; Streptophyta; Magnoliopsida; Asparagales; Asparagaceae. Bases 247 to 903 code for a protein of 218 amino acids.